This is a messenger RNA of Leptinotarsa decemlineata (Colorado potato beetle), 1173 nucleotides long. Its product is annotated as cohesin subunit SA-1. The record is from RefSeq and is a predicted model, not a curated record. Gene Ontology annotation, molecular function: chromatin binding. Gene Ontology annotation, biological process: sister chromatid cohesion. Lineage: Eukaryota; Metazoa; Arthropoda; Insecta; Coleoptera; Chrysomelidae. Gene Ontology annotation, cellular component: nucleus; chromatin; cohesin complex.
UUUAUAAAACAAUUUGAAAAUCUGAUACUGAGAAUUGAAGAUGCUCAAAUACAAAAAUCUUUGACUAAUUUUCUGCAUGAACGUGUUUUAUGUAAUAGUGAAAUGGAACUUGUUGAACGUAGAGAGAAUGUUGUUAGAUAUAUUGAUAUGGUUCAUUGCAACAUUUUGCCUAUAGAAGCGCUCGCCAAUAUUUUCAAAUUCUAUCACGCUAAUUACAAUGACUAUGGUUCCAUAAUAGAAAGUUCUUUAUCGAGCAUGUUGCAGGCAGAUGAUGAAAACACAAUAUAUCUCGUUAUUGUGUAUACCUUAACUGUUGUCUACGAAGAAAUCGUCAGAAAAUUAUCUGUAGUUGAUAUCAACACAGACGAAGCAAAACAUCUCAAGCUUUUAGUGAAGCAGUUUAUAGCCUUCAGCCAUUUCCGCAGUACCAAAAAACAAUUCAAGAAGCUUCUUUACUUCUCAAUAAAGUAUGCACUGAAGGAAGAAAUGAAGUAUGCCUUUCUUUAUUUUGUUGGUUAUUUUAUUGAUUUGUUGAACGAUAUUGAUGAUCGAAAGGAAGUAUUUGAGUUCUUCAAACAAAAAAUUCCAUCAGGUGCAGAAAAAAAUGAUGCAGUGUUAUAUUUUGGGAACUGUUUUAAAAAGGUCUUCGCAACUAAGACACCAAGUAUGAAUAAUGCCACUUAGUCUAUGGAACCCUUAUUUAUAUUUUUUUCAGAACCUCCCAAAAAGGUAGGAAAUAAAAAAAGCAAAGAAAAUGAAAAGCCAAAGAAAGGAACGCCUGAAGGAAAACAGGGACGAAACAAAACAGACGAUAAAGUUUCAAAAAAACGCUCUGCCCCCCUAAAGAGCUCAACGCCUUUAGCGCAUAAAAGAGGAGCUUCAAAUAGAAACAACAAAUUCAAGAAAAGAGCCGUAACAGAAACUGAAACUGAAAUCUCUGAUGAUAAUAUCAGUAUUCAUGAUGACAGUGAUGAUAUGGAUAUAUCAGUUUCAGGAAUUAGAUUGUAAAAAGUAUCUGAGUUCUGCAGAGACUAUUGAAAAUUUGUCGAUGAGUAUUAUCUGUAUAGAGUAUCGAAAUUUUUGUUAGAGUUUAUGUAUCCUUUUUUAAAAAUAGUGUGUUUAGUUUUUAACUUUAUUCUUGAAAAAGUUGUGAAUAAAGUGAAUUGAAUAUUG